CUUUUUCUCUAUCUUUGGAAGUUGUUUUAGGAGAUAACUCGAUUUAUGAAACGAAUAAGUAAAAAACCAGAAACGCGGUUCAUUUUUAUCGAUCGAUUUGCGUUGUAUUGUAGCGCUAAGUUAAAUUAUUUAUUGCUUUAAUAAAUAGUUAAUAUGUUAAAUAUUCGUAAAUAUGAGGUUUGUGAUUAAUGUGAUUCACUUACAAUAUCAGAAAAUACUAACUUUAUAGUUUGAUAUUCGACGUUUUAUAAACACGAAAUAAUGGAUUGGAUCAUUUCGGACGAAUUAGGGCUUACUGUGGGCCAUCUGGUAGGUUGGGGAGCAGCUGGUGCUAUGAUAAUAGGUGGCGUCGCCCCUUACAUCCCACAGUACAGACAAAUCAAGAGAACACAAGAUGCUGAAGGAUUCUCUCUAUAUGUUUGUUUAGCUCUACUUAUAGCAAAUACAUUGAGGAUAUUGUUUUGGUUUGGUAAACGCUAUGAAAUACCUCUAUUAAUCCAGAGUAUAGUAAUGAACAUCACAAUGUUUGUGAUGAUACAUCUCUGUGUAAAUGUACGAAAAAUGAACCAAAUUGUUAGAGCUAGAGAGAGAAUAUUCACAGACCAGCCGGAUCAAACGGCACGCUGGCUGGAUCAGCGCAGCGGCUUCAGUGGCGGGGAGAAGCCCCAUCGCUUCUAUGAUAUGGAAAGAAAGUAUUUCUGGGCCUGGACAGACUUCCAGAGCUAUGUAGACUGUAUGUUGGUGUUCUCGGUGUUGGGCGCGGCGAUCACCUACCUCCUUAUAGAGUUCUCGCCAUUCGUAGAACUUAUCGGGUUCCUCGCUCUAUUCACCGAGGCCAUGCUUGGUGCACCUCAGAUAUUUAAAAAUUAUAAGAAUAAAAGUACUGAGGGCAUGAGUGUUAGCAUGGUGAUAAUGUGGACGUGUGGUGAUGUGUUCAAGACUGCAUACUUCGUUUUAAGAGAAGCGCCUCCUCAGUUUUGGUUGUGUGGGAGCCUUCAAGUCUCAUUAGAUGUCGUUAUAUUAUGUCAAGUUUGGUGGUACCGCCACAACACUGCGGCGGCCAGGCGGCUGCGUCGGGGCGACUAGCAAUGGACGGAGACCGACUUAUAGCACCAGCCGGCCGAGGCCCGGCCGUCCAACGCGAUCAGGACGUCCAUCGCCUCCAUCGCCUUCUGUGCCCCUUACUCGGUACUCUGCCUUCCCUACAUAUUAUGACGAUAAUCUCCGUAAUAUGAUCACGGGUUGUGUGAAAAUACUCUCCAACUGAAAGUUUAUAUCAAACCCAAGCGAUGACCAAAAUGUAUGGUGCGAACUGAUAUUGGACAAUUUAACGAAAAUUGUUAAUCGAAUUAGACAUUUAUUACGUUCUAGCGGUUGCAAUAAUUCCUUAGGUAGACGGUGCUAUAGGUUUGUGCCUAAAUUAAUAUCAACGAGGGUCAUAGAAGAAAUACUAAUGAUGAUCAUUUAUUGUUUAUAUAAUGGUGAAAUAGUCAUCGAUGUCGAUAGUUAUUUAAAUUAGAGUGACCAAAAUGUUUACUUGUCUUUUAAGGUGAUGAACUAGUCCUAUCGAUUAGACGCAUUGUAAGUCUAAAAAUGCUUGAUAGGUUUAAAAUAUUAAUUGUAAUGUGGAUAGCCAAAAUCAAAUUUUACAAGAAGUAAAUAAAAUUUUCAUAAUUUAUACGCAAUAUUAGUACAAGCAAGCAUUUUUAGCAUAGCAAGACGGGUUGUUGACGACAGCAAUAAUUCUCGAAAGUGUUGCUUAUAUUAAAGUACAAUACAUGUUAUAUUUUAAAUACCUACGACUUUAUGUAUAGCAUCUAUAUAAUUUUAUUAAAUUUGUUAACAAAGUGAGAUAUAUGCCCCAACAAUACAACUUGGAAAGGGCUUCUAUAAACAUAUAAUUGUACAUUGGAACUUGUAAAUAUUUGUUUAUGAUAAGACUCCAAAUAAUAAUCAGUACUACGCAACUUGUAGGGUACAAUAACUUCUAGAUUUAAACUUCCGUAAAAAUGCCAAUUUAGAUAAAAAGUAUAAAAUAUACAAGAGAUACUAAUGUGUAUUUAUAUUGUAACAAUUUAUUAAUGUGUCCCCGAGGAACCAACAUUUUUAUGAUUAAGAUUUCUAGUGUUGACUCACUAUCUAGGGGGACGUUUACUAACGUAUGUGCAGUGUAAUUUUUUUAUGAAAGCCAAUGAUUUUCGUAAUAGUAAAUCUACAGUUUCUGCUUUUAUAAUGAGGUGUUACGAAAUAUUUACAUUCCUCGAUAUUUUAUUCCAUUUUACCUUUUUGGUAUAUGUACAAGAAAAUGUUUGUGACGAAUAUAAUUCCUAGUUGUUUUCUACAAAAACACGUUCCAAAAUCUUGUAAUAAUGCUUCUAAAUAACUAUUUUGUAACGUAUAAAAUAGC
Messenger RNA from Spodoptera exigua (beet armyworm), 2407 nucleotides. The record is from the annotation of a GenBank genome assembly. Lineage: Eukaryota; Metazoa; Arthropoda; Insecta; Lepidoptera; Noctuidae.